Messenger RNA from Oryzias latipes (Japanese medaka), 3864 nucleotides. Its product is annotated as inactive rhomboid protein 2. Gene Ontology annotation, biological process: regulation of epidermal growth factor receptor signaling pathway; regulation of protein secretion. Gene Ontology annotation, cellular component: endoplasmic reticulum membrane. The record is from RefSeq and is a predicted model, not a curated record. Lineage: Eukaryota; Metazoa; Chordata; Actinopteri; Beloniformes; Adrianichthyidae. Gene Ontology annotation, molecular function: serine-type endopeptidase activity.
UAUAACGGAUCUUUUCAGUAUCUGGAAUAUCCUGUUCCUGAUUCCUCUGGUGCAAACGUAUUUUCUCUGUCCUCCCUUUUUACCAGUUUUUCCGCAGUGACAUAUUAUCUGGCAGAAGUUUGGACAUUUCAAGGGAUCUGUAUGGAUCCAGCUUGACCCGUAACAGUGUGGAGGACUCUUUACAGACGGUUUUAGGUGGAAAGCAUAUUUCCUGGUUCGUUUCUCAAGAGGUACCAGGAGAAAAAAAUGUCCUUAACGUCCGUCUGGCACUCCCCUGAGCGUAAUCGCACAAACAUUUCUGUUCGAACAUGUAAACUGAGCUGCUUUUUACAAACCUUCCAGCUUGGUUGCCAGCUUGCGGGAUAUGUCGUGUUUUCUGUGGGAACUCACCGUAGGAACAACAGUAAAUAACCUGACGGGAUGGAACCUCAGGUAGAGGAGGAUCCGCCUCCAAACGGAGGCCGGUCAGACAGCCGUCUUCAGAGCAAGAAGCCGCCCAGCCUUGUGAUCGCCAUCCCUCCACCUGAGCAGAUGUCUGAUCCUCCUCCCUUACCGCGUCCAAGGACCCUUCAAAGCACCGCCCUUUUAGAUGGAGGUGGGUCUACCAGGCAACGAAGAGCCAAGUUUGGUAGACAGACGUCGCUGUCCCAGAGCAUACGAAGGAACACUGCCGAGUGGUUCGGGGUGGGGGACGACUGUGAGACUCAGCAGCAGCUAUGGCACAGGAGGAGCAUCCGUCACUGCAGCCAGCGCUACGGCAAGCUGAAGACCGAGUACAGGGAGGCGGAGACGGCCUCCAGCAUGGACCAGAGUUUGGACUCACCGGCCGGACACAGGUUCCCCAAAAUCGUGGACCCCCUGGCGCGGGGACGACCUUUCCGGACCCCAGAUGAGCCGGACGGGCGCUCCCCGAGGACGCCCCAUUCCAUGCAGGGGGGUCCUUUCACUCCAGGGGUCACCUCGCUCAGCUCCUUCACCAGCUACAGCCGCUUCUCCAAGCGGAAGAGGGAGUCGGUUGCCCGCAUGAGCAUCAGGGCCGCUUCCAACCUGCUGAGGGGGCGCAGCGGCCUGGCGGGGUCGCAGACCGCCCGAAGUUUCCCCCGGAAGAGCUUCCUCCAGCACGGCUUCACGGGAGAGGACACCGUGGACUCUGCAGACACGUCUGCAUCCGUUUUCUUCAGCAGGGCUGAUGUCCACGAUGAUUACUCUAUGGCCGAUGAAGUGUUUGAUUCCCCUCCCUUGUCUGCCAAUUUAGGUCCAUCUCAUGAGCCUGCCCACCUCAGUAAGGGCGACUUCGUGACCCCCAGAUCACUGAGUGUGCCGGCAGAACCAAGUCAGCAUCGGCGAGGUCGGCGAAUCGCUUCCCAGGUGAAGCACUUUGCCUUCGACAAGCCGAAGCGUCAGUACGGCAUGGGCGUGGUGGGGAAGUGGCUGAACCGGCAUUACAAAAACAGCCUCAGCAGCAACGUCCAGAAGCAGCUGGACGAUUUCCACAGCCACAGGCCCUACUUCACUUAUUGGGUUACGUUUGUCCACAUAGUUAUCACACUUCUGGCCUGCUGCACUUAUGGCUUUGCCCCUGUGGGGUUUUCACAGCAUUCGACAACAGAUCUGGUGCUAAUGACCAAAGGCGUUUAUGAAAGCGUCAAGUUCGUCCAGCAGGAGAACUUUUGGAUUGGUCCGGGUUCGGAGGAUCUGAUCCACUUGGGGGCUAAGUUCUCCCCCUGCAUGCGGAAGGACGCACAGAUAGUCAAAUUGAUCCAAAAUGCCCAAAACCUUGAGAGGGAGUCUGGCUGCUGUGUUCAGAACGAUAACUCUGGAUGUGUGCAGACGCAAAGCAACGACUGCUCUGACAUGCUGGCAACCUUUAUCAAGUGGAGAAAUGAAACGGUGGACUUUAAUAGGUCGUCAGGGGCCGUCUGUCAUCAGGAUCCCAGAGUCUGCGAUGAGCCCGCCUCUUCCAAGACGAUCAAGAUUCACAUGUGGCCAGACGACAUCACCAAGUGGCCGAUCUGCACAAUACCCACGACGUUUAUCAAAACAGGCUUCAGACACUUGGACUGUAACAUCAUAGGCCGGCCUUGCUGCAUAGGAACUAAGGGCAGAUGUGAGAUCACAACUAGAGAGUACUGCUCCUUCAUGCACGGUUACUUCCACGAAGAGGCCACACUGUGCUCACAGGUCCACUGUCUGGAUGAAGUGUGCGGCCUGCUGCCUUUCCUCAACCCAGCCAUCCCCGAUCAGGUCUAUCGACUCUGGCUGUCCCUCUUCCUCCAUGCCGGGUUGCUGCACUGUGUGGUGUCGGUGGUGUUCCAGAUGACCAUCCUGAGGGACCUGGAGAAGCUGGCCGGUUGGGGCCGCAUUUCUGUGAUCUACAUCCUCAGCGGCAUCACUGGGAACCUGGCAUCGGCCUUGUUUCUGCCUUACAGGGCUGAGGUGGGUCCCGCCGGCUCUCAGUUCGGACUCCUGGCUUGCCUCUUCGUGGAGCUCAUUCAGGGCUGGCAGAUUCUGGAAAAGCCCUGGAAAGCCUUCCUCAAGCUCCUGGGCAUCGUGGUCUUCCUCUUCCUGUGCGGCCUCCUGCCGUGGAUCGACAACAUCGCGCACAUCUUCGGCUUCCUCAGCGGCCUGCUGCUCUCCUUUGCCUUCCUGCCUUACAUCAUCUUCGGGACCUUCGACAAGUACAGGAAGCGCAUCAUGAUCGUCAUCUCCAUGCUGGUCUACGUCGGGCUGUUCGCCUCGCUCAUCAUUUGGUUCUACAUCUACCCCAUCAACCUGAACUGGCUGGAGUAUCUCACCUGCCUCCCUUUGACCAGCAAGUUCUGUGAAAAGUACGACAUUGACCACGACAUCGAUCACGUGCACAAAUGAGGUCGUCUUUGUGGCCUUCAGAGAACACGACAAUCACGUUUUUUCUUCUUAUUGUUCGCUCAUGAGGGAUCCGCCCAAAGAGAAUCAAACGGGAUCUUUCUUCUCGACGGCCUGCAGAUGCACUAACCUCCUCUGAACCACUAAUCCUCAGUCGGGUCUGGUACCGUCUGGAACCGAGCGGCUUCCCUGAGGCCCGGAAGAGACGCAAAGAACAUCAAAAAUCCGCUUCUUCCUGGUCUCUACUUGGACGCAUCGCUUCAAUCCGUUCUGCUGCUCGUCCUGGUUUCAUGGUCGACUUGGAGAGCGCUAAACGCGACCGUUUGUCUUGAAUGUGAAGGUGCGGCGGGAAACAUCAGCGCUCGGUGAGAUCACCGCCCAAAUCCCAACUCGCUGCCUUAAUCAGACUCCGGCUGUGGUUCUCUCUGAAGCGCGUUUGCGUUGAACCAUCACAGCUGCACGGGUUCAGUCUGACCACAGAACAGCCAUGAAUGAGUUGGUUUCUUUUUCCUUCCCUUCCACUCUCGGUCUUGACGCUGUCGGAUCGUCUCCCUGACGACGGGAUCAAACCCACCUUAGCAUGAAAAAAACCCAGACAAGUGGAAGGUUUGUUCUCCCGUUUGACCCCAGCUGACCGCAGAAAUGUUGUUUGUGGGAUUAAGAGGGUUUAGUUACUGUGUGAGAUUAUGUCAGUCAGUCAGUCAGUCAGUGGGGCGGAGGCCUCUGAGAACAGCAGAGGCUGAGAAACCCCCCUGAAUCUGUAGUUGGAACAGCUGAAGAUGCCUUUUCACACCGUCCCGACUCCGUGAGGCAGCUGCACUGCUCCGCCUGCAUUUGGACCAAAUAAUCCCCAUUUUUUUCUAAUUUUUUGACAAAAAGGGAAAGUGUCAAACGAACUUCAGGUAUUUGGCAAAGCACUGUUGUGCUCUUGCCUGAGUUUUCUAUGUGACAUGCAAGUUUUAAAGCAAUCAUAUCAAAAUAAAUACUCUGGAAGAAAAA